This is a messenger RNA of Toxotes jaculatrix (banded archerfish), 3966 nucleotides long. Its product is annotated as tripartite motif-containing protein 16-like. Bases 50 to 1720 code for a protein of 556 amino acids. NCBI's taxonomy places the organism in Eukaryota, Metazoa, Chordata, Actinopteri, Toxotidae. Gene Ontology annotation, molecular function: zinc ion binding; protein binding. The record is from RefSeq and is a predicted model, not a curated record. The transcript is spliced from 2 exons.
UGUGUGAGAAAGUGAAACUAUUUGACUUUCACUGUCUCUGAGGGUUGAAAUGGCGCAGCAAGAAAAAUUCUCCUGUUCCAUCUGUCUGGAUCUACUCAGAGAUCCAGUGACGAUUCCCUGUGGACACAACUACUGUAUGGACUGUAUUAAAAGGUACUGGUAUGAAGAGAAACAAGGGAAAGUACAAAGCUGUCCUCAGUGCAGGCAGGAUUUCAUACCAAACCCUGUCCUGGUGAAAAACACCAUGUUAGCAGAUUUAGUGGAGGAGCUGAAGAAAACAGGAGCCUCAGCUGAACCAGCUGAUCAGUGUUAUGCUGGACCUGAAGAUGUGGCCUGUGAUGUCUGCACUGGGAGAAAACUGAAAGCUCUCAAGUCCUGUCUUCAGUGUCUGGUCUCUUACUGUGAGCAACACCUCCAGCCUCACUAUGAGUCUCCAGCCUUUGAAAAACACAAGCUGGUUCAACCUUCCAAGAAGAUUCAGGAGAACAUCUGUACUCGUCACAAUGAGGUGAUGAAGAUUUUCUGCCGCACUGAUCAGCAGUGUAUCUGUUAUCUCUGCUCCAUGGAUGAACAUAAAGGCCACGACACAGUCUCUGCUGUAGAAGAAAUGACUGAGAGGCAGAGAGAGCUAAAAGUGAAUCAGCAAAAGAUCCAGCAGAGAAUCCAGGACAGAGAGAAAGAUGUGAAGGUGCUUCAGCAGGAGGUGGAGGCUAUCAGUCGCUCUGCUGAUAAAGCUGUCAGGGAAAGUGAGAAGAUGUUCACAGAUCUGAUCCUUCUCUUUGAGAAAAGAAGGUCUGAUGUGAAGCAGCAGAUCAGAUCCCAGCAGGAAAGUGAAGAAAGGCGAGUCAAAGAGCUUCAGGAGAAGCUGGAGAAAGAAAUCUCUGAACUGAGGAACAAAGAUGAAGAGUUGGAGAAGCUCUCACACACAGAGGACCACACCCAGUUUCUACAGAAUUACCCUUUACUUUCAAAUCUCACUGACUCUUCAGAGUCACUCAGCUUCAAUAUCCGACCUCUGCGAUACUUUGAGGAUGUGAUGGUGACUGUGUCAGAGGCCAGAGAUAAACUGCAGCACGUUCUUAAAGAAGAAUGGACCAAGAUCUCACAGACAGUGACUGAUGUGGAUGUUUUACUGCCACAAGUGGAGCCCAGGACCAGAGCUGAAUUCUUACAGUACUCACGACAAAUCACACUGGAUCCAAACACAGCAAACACAUGGCUGGUUUUAUCUGGAGGGAACAGAAAAGCAACAGUGAUGAGACAAUCACUACAUGCUACAAUAAAAAUGUUAAGUCAGAUACAGUCUACACAGCUGAGUUCACCCUGUAGCUUCUACCAUUAUAAGGUGCUGAGCAGAGAAACUUUGACUGGAUGUUGUUAUUGGGAGGUGGAGCACAGUGGGCUUGUAGUUUCAGUAGCAGUCACAUACAAGCAUACAGGAGGAACAGAAUAUGAGAGGGUAUUUGGGAACAAUAACAAGUCUUGGGCAAUGUAUUGUUUUGCGGAUAGAUUUGAAUUCAGACAUAACAACAUCAGAACCUCCAUCUCAGAUCCUCUGUCCUCCAGAGUGGGAGUGUACCUGGACCACAGGGCAGGUAUUCUGUCCUUCUACAGUGUCUCUGAAACCAUGACUCUCCUCCACAGAGUCCAGACCACGUUCACUCAGCCGCUCUAUGUGGGACUUGGAGUUGGUUAUAGAUCUACAGCUGAGCUCAGAUAGGUUGGAAUGAUUAGGUGGAUGAGUGACGUUGGGGUUUUUUGCUGCUUGGAUCUUUUUGCUGUGGUGUUACUGCAAAUUCUCACUGAUGAGCUGAUAAACUGUGUAGACAUGCUGUGAUCUGCCUGUGAUUUUGCUGUUCUUGUAGUUUAAGCUUUGGAAGGUGGCACUGCUUUCAAUGUAUGUGUGACAUGAAAUACACAUCAGUCUAAGACCAGGACUCUUAACCUCAGGUUUGCAGCAGGGUUACAGGAAGGCUGCUAAAAUAAGCCAAUAGGAAAUAAAUUCAGCACGCUGCAGAGUAACAGUGCCACGUACACACACACAGGUCGCACUCCUAAAAAGGUUGUGAACCACUGGUCUAAAAUGUUUCUUCUGUGAAUUCUAUGCAGUAAUAAUUAAUACUGUUUAUUUCAAAUAGAGACUGUUAUAGGCCUUUGAUUUCUCAUAGAGAGGGCAACAGAACAAUAUGAAAAAACUCAGCGUGUGGUUCAGCUGCAGGAACACAACCUGGCAGCUCACAUGGCGCCACAACAUCUGAGCAAUCGCACUUAUUUACUCAUGUAUUCCUACAUCUUUUUACUGAUGGUGCAGAUCAAGGGUUGUUCAACACUUAGUGGGGAUGUGACAUUUUCCUUCCCUUCAAAAAUCUGAUCUUUCUUUCUUUCUUUUCAUCUUUUUUUUAUUUUGUAAUUUUGUGCCUGAGGAGAGUGUGCAACAAGGCAAACCCACAAAAGUUAAAGUAUCUCUUACUGUAAGAUAUCAAGCUUCCAUAACUGCAUGUGAGCUAAGAAAAUGUGCACACCCCUGAAUCCACCUAAAAAGAGUGAAUACCAAGAGAUCAGUUUGACAUUCUACCAGCAGAGGGAAUACAAGUGUAAGGUACUACAAGUAGACAGAUAAAAGCAUUUUGUGAGGGUUGAGUUGGGCCGAGUUAGGUUUGUAACUCCACCCAGUAAUGGGUAGGGAUAGAUAUGCCUGCCUGUUGAUAGAGGUACUUUCUGAUUAUACAGAUCUUUGCAGUCCUGUGAGCCUGUAGGCCGUGGCUAAAUGAAACUUAGCUCUUUCCAUCUGACAGGAAGACUGAGGAGUGCACUGUGUUGAGCCUUGACCACAGAACCGGACAGAGCCAGGGGAUUCCAUAGUAGACCCGCCACAUCUUUAAGCCCAGAUCCAGACUGCUGCUGUGCCUGAGCGGUUCUUUUAUUGGUUGAAUGUAUUUGCUUCACCUGUUGUUUUUACAGGGACUGAUGUACUGAUUUUUGCGGCACCGACAUUAGUUCCUGUGAACUAAUAUUUUGUUUUUACUGUGUUCAUAUAAGUUCUUUAUUGUUCAUUUUAUUAGUUUGUUUUAUCAGAACCAACUGAUUUUUAAUUGUUUUUAUUUUUAGGUAGAGGGCCAGCCUGUGGGGAGUAGUUUUGCCGGGUACACACGUUGCAUGCUGUGUGGUGAUAUAAAUGGUGGCGGUCACAUAGUCAUGUCUUGAAUUUACUCAUGUGCAGUGCAGUGGUGGUAGAUUUGCAGUGUUUAAAGCCUUGCAGUGUUUUAAGUGUCUUCUAAUGGGCACCAGGUGAGCACAUGGUGUGAGUAUAAGCAGACUGCGAUAGGCUCACCUUACAGUGAGUACUCUACCCUUGUUUUAAGCGUUUACUAUAGUAUUCAGUUGGUGCUAUCUAGGCUAUUUUUAUAUUGUAGAAUAAAGGCUAUCAUUUGUACUUACCUGAGUGCGUUUGUUCUUUCAGGCCUGUUAGCUCUCAACACUUUCUGUUUUAAGUAUCUUGGUUUAAAUAAACUCAUUAUUUGUUUGAAAGCAUGUCUGCCGCUCUUUCUUUUUGAGUUUUUUAAUUAUUUGUGUCCCCGCUCAGUAUCAGUAAGUUAUCUUGUCUUGAGGUUUAUGAUUUUUAACUACACGGGUCUCUUUACACUCGGAGUUGGGUCACAAUUUAAACCAUGAACAAUCAUUUAAAUAAAACAGGUGGAAGUGGCAAACGAAUGAAGAUCAGUGUGUGACAUUUCAAACGUGACAGGAUGUCACUGUCCACUCAAUAUCUACUCAUCACAUGUAAAGACAUGUAAAGUUUGUGGCAGCUGUGAUCAGCAUGAAUGCAUGUAUUUAUUCACUGUGUUUUGUUCUCCACCGAGCACCGUCAUCAUCACGUGAGACAACUGUAUACUGUCACCACAGAGCCACCGUACAACCACCAACAUCAGCUGCAUCAAAUAACAUUCUGUCAAAUAAACUAACUAU